AUGGCCCUUAUCGUCGACAAGCAUCGCCCGAGGUCCCUCGAGGCUCUGUCGUAUCACUCUGAGCUGUCGGAAAGGCUCCAAUCCCUCGCCCAGAGCGGUGACUUCCCGCACCUCCUCGUCUUCGGUCCCUCAGGGGCCGGCAAGAAAACAAGAAUAGUGGCAACGCUGAAGGAGCUGUACGGCCCCGGCGUGGAGAAGAUCAAGAUCGACGCCCGAGUCUUCCAGACGUCGAGCAACCGAAAGCUCGAGUUCAACAUUGUCGCCUCCAACUAUCACAUGGAGAUCACGCCGUCCGACGUAGGGCAGUACGAUCGAGUCGUCGUGCAGGACCUGUUGAAAGAGGUGGCGCAGACACAGCAGGUGGACCAGUCGGCGAAGCAGCGAUUCAAGGUAGUGGUCAUCAACGAGGCCGACCACCUGACCAGAGAUGCCCAGGCGGCCCUUCGCCGCACCAUGGAAAAGUACUCACCGAACUUGCGUCUGAUUCUCUUGGCGAAUUCGACGGCCAAUAUCAUUGCGCCGAUUCGAUCGAGAACACUGCUCGUCAGAGUGGCCGCUCCCACGCAUGCCGAGAUCUGCGACGUCCUCGCGCAGUCGGCAAAGAGGGAGAACUGGGAAGUUCCCCAGGGGCUUCACCAGCGGAUAGCUGAGGAGAGCGGGAGGAAUUUGCGCCGUGCCCUAUUGAUGCUCGAGGCUGUUCACGCGCAAAAUGAGAAAGUAACAGACAGCACGCCGAUCCCGCCCGCGGACUGGGAAGCACUGAUUAGCCAGAUCGCCAAGGAGAUCGUGGAGGAGCACACGCCCGCGCGGAUCCUGCAGGUGCGCGCCAAGCUGUACGAUCUGUUGACGCAUUGCAUCCCGCCGACGACGAUUAUCAAGACGCUCACAUUCAAGCUGCUAAAUCACAUUGACGACGGGCUCAAGGCAGAAGUCAUAAAGUGGUCUGCCUUUUACGAGCACCGGAUCAAGACGGGCACCAAGGUCAUCUUUCACCUGGAAGCAUUUGUGGCGAAGUUUAUGCGCGUCUUGGAGAUGUACCUGAUGAGCAUGGACAUGUAA
Trichoderma citrinoviride is the source of this 1059-nucleotide messenger RNA. RefSeq names its product replication factor C, subunit 5-like protein. Gene Ontology annotation, cellular component: nucleus; Rad17 RFC-like complex; Ctf18 RFC-like complex. The transcript has 3 exons. NCBI's taxonomy places the organism in Eukaryota, Fungi, Ascomycota, Sordariomycetes, Hypocreales, Hypocreaceae. The record is from RefSeq and is a predicted model, not a curated record. Gene Ontology annotation, molecular function: ATP hydrolysis activity; DNA clamp loader activity; DNA binding. The coding region runs from base 1 to 1059 and encodes 352 amino acids. Gene Ontology annotation, biological process: DNA repair; DNA-templated DNA replication.